Penicillium oxalicum is the source of this 555-nucleotide messenger RNA. RefSeq names its product TRAPP subunit TRS20. Gene Ontology annotation, biological process: endoplasmic reticulum to Golgi vesicle-mediated transport. The transcript has 2 exons. NCBI's taxonomy places the organism in Eukaryota, Fungi, Ascomycota, Eurotiomycetes, Eurotiales, Aspergillaceae. Gene Ontology annotation, cellular component: TRAPP complex; nucleus; cytoplasm. The record is from RefSeq and is a predicted model, not a curated record. The coding region runs from base 1 to 555 and encodes 184 amino acids.
AUGUCGUACUACUUCACUAUUCUAUCUCCAACGGAUACACCGGUCUUCAACAUUGCGUUCGGUACAUCAAAAAGUGGCGGCGAUGGCAUUGCGCGAUUCCGCUUCCCCGACACAGCUCAGUACAUGAAUCAGUUCAUCAUCCACUCCAGCCUGGACAUUGUUGAAGAGGCUCAAUGGACAAAUGGGGCUAUGUACCUGAAGCAUGUCGACACAUAUCCUCCAGCCGCGGCGUAUAUCUCCGCAUUUUUAACCCCUAGUGGUGCACGUUUUCUUCUUCUCCAUCAACCCCCACAGCUUCCAAACUCAGGUGGGAGCAGUGGGCUUGGAGCGUCGUCACUGUUGGGAUCGUCCGGCAAUCUUGCCCGGGGCUCCACCAGUUCGAUCGCCGCGAAUCCAACCUCGCCGCAGACAGAGGAGGCUGUUCGUCAGUUUAUGACUGAAGUCUACGAAAACUAUGUCAAGACGGCAAUGAGUCCAUUCUACAAACAGGGCAUGGAAAUUCGAAGUCCAGUGUUUAGGACGCGAGUUACGGCAGCAGGCAAGAAGUGGCUGUGA